AUGUCCACCGGGAUUCAGCAAGCCACACAUCAAAGCAUUAAGCCUUUCAAGUCCAGCGAAGAGUACCUCUAUGCUAUGAAGGAGGAUUUGGCAGAAUGGCUGAAAGACUUGUAUGACAUUGAAAUCGACGUGAGCAAUAUUUUGGAAAUACUAGAGACUGGCUCUGUCCUCUGUUUCCACGCCAAUAAUGUCACAAGAGUCGCGGAAGAGUUCAUUCAGAAUUUCGGAAUUGUGCGGCAGAUCCAGUUGCCAAAAAACGGUGUCACUUUUGUAAAUUCAGCCCAGCGGGCCACCUUUCUAGCCCGGGACAACAUCUCAAAUUUCAUAAACUGGUGCCGACAGCAGAUGGAUAUUAAAGAUGUGCUCAUGUUUGAAACGGACGACCUGGUGCUAAGAAAGAACGAGAAAAAUGUCGUGCUGUGUCUUCUGGAGGUGGCCCGGCGAGCCUCUCGUUUCGGCAUGGCUGCCCCAGUGCUGAUCCAGCUGGAGCAGGAGAUAGAGGAUGAAAUCCAAGAGGACCUGGAGCCGGAGGUUAAACCCCAGCGCCGUGCCUCCAACACCCAGAACCUGGAUGAGAUGGUCCAGCACUUGAUAAGCCGAUGCACCUGUCCCACUCAGUUUCCCAUGAUCAAAGUGUCAGAGGGCAAAUAUAGAGUCGGUGACUCCAGUACUCUUAUAUUUGUGCGGAUCCUGCGUAAUCAUGUGAUGGUGAGAGUGGGAGGUGGUUGGGACACCCUGGAGCAUUAUCUAGACAAGCAUGACCCCUGCCGCUGCACCUCUCUCUCCCACAAGCUGGCCCAGCGCCCGGCAACUCCGGUCCACGAGAUCAAAGGCAGGUUGACACCACGCCCAGACGGCACUGGGGGGACCCAGCAGCCUUCCACUCUGCUCCUGAGCCGACAUGCUCAGAUCCCGCUCCAGCCUGUCCUCUGGACCCCCUCGGCACCCUCCUCCAUCCAAAAGGGUCCGAGGCCCGCCAGCCUGUCGCCAGACUUCCGCUCUCGAAGCCCACAUCCGAGGUCUCGCACCCCAGACCCGAGGUCUAGGACCCCGGACCCUGUCGUCCGAGCCUCCCGCUCCCGUCUCCCCGGGUCCACCCUCUCUCCAGACCCGGGCCCCAGGGACACCAGGAAAACUCCAGGCACAGGGCUCAGAACCUCCAGAGAACUAGAGGCUCCUUCUCCGAGCAGACUGAGACAAAGUGCCUCACUUCAGCACCUCCAAGCAGAAAAAUAUGACUCGGCAUUCGACUCCUCCACCAGGACAAGCCGGGAAGCCAACCGUUCCUCCCCAGCCCCGCGCCUGACCAGCAGCCUUCCUCGCCCCAACAGGGAUUACUCGUUCGGGGAGGCCCCAGUUAGGUCCUUUAGUCCCAUUGGUGGAACACCUAGGGGGGUUCAAAACAAGACAGCUACCCCUGAAAUGAACUCAACCAUUACUUCUUACAACUCUUCAAACGGUGAUACGAAUCCUAGGAAAAGACAGCCCCUGUCCAGACAAAAUGCAUCUGGCUACCCUGUUACCGAGAAGACCUCUUCUAUUUACUGUGAACUUAAAGGGAGUCUAGAUGAGCUUGACUCACAUAAGGUCUGUAGCCAAGGCUGUAGAGAGGGAGACACAGACAAACGCCACUUCUUCAUUCCUCCUCCCCCCAUCAGCCCAGCUGAGGAAGCCAGUCUGUACCAGAGUCUGGAAGACGAGAUCCUGGCCAACCUCCGGCAGCUCAGCGUCGACUCGGACGACGACAGCCGCAGCAGUGCCCAGGAGGACCGCAACCACGACGACUCACAUCAGACUGCCCCAGAAAGCCGGAAACGAGAUCCCACCACAGAUGCUGCAAGUCUCGACCGUCCAAGUGAGGUUAGCUAUGACGCAGUCGUUGCUGAACUCUCCCAAGGACAGGAGCGGCCAGUGAAGACGCGCGUGGAGAGCUGGGCGGACACAGUCGGUUCUAGAGGCAGCAAACUUGCGUCCAAUAGUGCAGAGGUGGACACAGGUCCAACCCUCAAAGUGACCAGUUCCUGGUCCUCAUUUGGAUCAAGUGUUGAGUCUAAAGAGCCACACAUUGAAUUUAAAAGCUCCCCUCACACGAGCAACAGAGUUAGCGUUAGCCGUUGCGGCACAACCACCAAAUCAGCCUCAGUUAAUCCUCGACCCGACUCAAAAGAGUCAGAGAACCUGAAAAAGCACCGACCUGGUUCUCUCAGACGAAGAAGGACCUUAAAGAAACCAGAGAGAGUGCCUUCCAUCUACAAACUGAAGCUCCGCCCAAGACUCCGACCCAGACACGACCACAGACCCGGGAAAAAGCCAUCCAGGAUCCCCACCCCUGUCUCCUACAGGGUCAGUCAAACCACGGAGGACCCUGGAGGAGCUACGAGAGACAUGCCAAACCCACAGAAAAAACCUCGUCCACUCAACUCAAACAUCCAGGCAAACCAGCAGAGUUCUUUGGAAAGCUAUGGGAGGCUUCAAAGCCACAGACAUCUUGAUGGCAACGAUGAUCCAAUUAGGCAAAAACAGAGGCAAACUCCCAGCCAGGAAACAGCAGAGGAUCCGGAACAUGAGUCUUGGGUUUAGCAGCUCACAAAAUGGGCAUCACUAGAAUGCCCUAACUGACUAAUCAUUUCGACAUCAGCCCAG
Molecule: messenger RNA, 2643 nt
Organism: Hypomesus transpacificus
Lineage: Eukaryota; Metazoa; Chordata; Actinopteri; Osmeriformes; Osmeridae
Product: GAS2-like protein 2A
Exons: 7
Coding region: 1-2580 (859 amino acids)
Biological process (GO): protein localization to microtubule plus-end; actin crosslink formation; regulation of microtubule polymerization or depolymerization
Cellular component (GO): microtubule plus-end; cytoplasm; stress fiber
Molecular function (GO): actin filament binding; cytoskeletal adaptor activity; microtubule binding
Source: RefSeq, a predicted model, not a curated record